GUGCCAAGAAAAUCCGAGAAAACCUCAGUCGCUUCGAAAGUUGGGAUCCGUAAUUGCUGUUGUUUUCUGCCUGCAAUUCUUAGGGCUUGGUUGUUUACGCUGAUCAGGGGAGCCUUCGAGAUCGUGGAUCUUUUCGAUCCGAAAACUUGUAUGGAAUCGGACUUCUCGCCGGGUGGUGGUGGUGGUGGUGGAGCCUCCGUGUCGGUGGUCGACCCGGACUUCGGCUUCGCCUUCAACGAUAGUAAUUUCUCGGAUCGGGUCCUCAGGAUCGAGAUAAUUCCUGAUUUGCCGGAGAGCAAGUCCGACAGUGAUGCUUGUUCUAGCAUCGCUGAUUGGGCGCGGAAUCGGAAGAGGAGGCGAGAAGAUAUCAAGAAAGAGAAUGGUGUGGAUGUUGUGCAACAACAGGAGCAAGUUUUAAACUGUAACAUUCCAGACACUGAGGAUGGGGUGGCUUAUGAAAAUCAAGAUGAGGAAGCUAUGGCAAUGAUUGAGGAGCCACCUUCAGAUGAUGGGUUUAAUUUAAAUCAAACUGCGGAUGAUGAUGAUGAUGAUGGUCAUGUUCAUUUUUCUUCUCGGAAUAUGGAUUGUUCAACAGUUCUUCGAGUGAGGAAUAUACACAUUAGUUCUCCAAUUUUAGCCGCAAAAAGUCCAUUUUUCUACAAGUUGUUUUCAAAUGGGAUGAGAGAGUCUGAGCAACGGCAUGUAAUUCUCCGUAUACAUGCAUCUGAAGAAGCAGCCCUUUUGGACCUCCUCCAUUUCAUGUACAGCAAUGCUUUAUCAACAACCACACCUACUGCUUUGCUGGAUGUGUUGAUGGCUGCUGACAAAUUUGAGGUUGCGUCAUGCAUGAGAUACUGCAGCAGGUUGCUGAGGAACCUGCCUAUGACCUUGGACUCUGCCUUACUCUAUUUGGACCUUCCUUCCAGUGUUUUAAUGGCAGAUGCCGUUCAAGCAUUAACUGAUGCAGCAAAGCAGUUUCUUGCUGCACGAUACAAGGACAUAACUAAAUUCCCUGAGGAGGUACUCAGCCUACCUCUUGCUGGUAUAGAGGCAGUUCUUUCUAGCGAUGAUCUCCAGGUAGCUUCAGAGGAUGCUGUGUACGACUUUGUGCUGAAGUGGGCUCGGAAUCAUUACCCAAAACUGGAGGAACGAAGGGAAGUCCUUGCUUCACGCCUUGGUCGGCUGAUCCGUUUUCCAUACAUGACUUGCCGAAAGCUGAAGAAGGUCCUAAUCUGCAAUGACUUUGAACCAGAACUUGCAUCCAAGGUUGUGCUUGAGGCUCUCUUUUUCAAGGCUGAGACACCGUACAGGCAGCGUACUCUUGCAGCUGAGGAGGCCAAUGCCACUUGUCGUCGCUUUGUGGAGCGGGCUUACAAGUACCGUCCGGUCAAGGUGGUGGAGUUUGAACUUCCACGGCAGCAGUGUGUUGUUUACCUUGAUCUGAAGCGUGAAGAAUGUGCCCAUCUUUUUCCAGCUGGCCGGGUUUAUUCACAGGCAUUUCACCUUGGUGGACAGGGAUUUUUCCUCUCUGCUCACUGCAACAUGGACCAGCAAAGCUCAUUCCAUUGCUUUGGGCUAUUUCUGGGGAUGCAGGAGAAGGGAUCUGUUAGUUUUGCAGUUGACUAUGAGUUUGCAGCGAGAACAAAGCCAAAUGAAGAGUACAUGAGCAAGUAUAAAGGGAAUUACACUUUCACCGGAGGCAAGGCAGUUGGGUACCGAAACCUGUUUGCCAUACCAUGGCCAGCAUUCAUGGCCGAUGACAGUGCUUACUUCAUUAAGGGCAUCCUCCACCUCAGGGCUGAACUCACCAUCCGACAAUGAGUUAUUCACGAUAACUCUAGUAGACUACCACCCUUCUCUUUUGUUCUCCCCAAUUAGUCUCAGAUCAUUUCGUCGGCCUAGGUUCAGGAGCUAUAUUGAUUCCAACCAUUUUUUUUCCCUUUUUGGAGACAGCAAAAACCUGUGUAUAUUCGAUUCCAUGCUUAAACACAUAUAUCUUCUAAGUUGUAGCAUAUUCUGAUUCAAACCUUCCAAAAUUAUCGUUUCGG
This is a messenger RNA of Rubroshorea leprosula, 2048 nucleotides long. NCBI's taxonomy places the organism in Eukaryota, Viridiplantae, Streptophyta, Magnoliopsida, Malvales, Dipterocarpaceae. The record is from the annotation of a GenBank genome assembly.